GGUAAACUCAGUAUGAAUCAGCUGUGUGUUAUGUGUUUUGGUUUGUUUACAUAGAAAAUUCAGUUAACCUCUUAAUUCGUAAUGGAAAUAAUGACAAUGAUAAGGGUAACACAUCAAAAGCGCCCUUGAUAUGGGAAUGAAUUGAUUUGAUCGAGAUGGUCCAUAUUCCUAACACAUAUGCAUACGAUUUUUGGCUUGAAAACACACCCGAUCCAGUUGUUGAGCUGAGUUGUCUUAUGCCAAAUAGCAUAUUCAUUCCUCUGAAAGUUAACAGAAAUGCAACACUACAUGAAAUCAAGGAGGAUCUGUGGGAGGAGGCUGCGCGGUAUCCCUUGUAUGGGAUGCUGCACGAUGCCUCCUCAUACGUAUUCGCAUGCAUCAAUUCGAUGGCGGAGAACGAAGAACUGGAUGACGAGAACAGACGCAUAUGUGACAUACGCCCAUUCUGCUCCGUGUUACGAAUUAUUGAACGUAAAGGAAAUAAGGCGGAGAAGUCACUAAAUAAUCAGAUCAGCCAUCUUAUAGGAAAGGGACUUCAUGAAUUUGAUUCUUUAAAAAAUUCUGAAGUGAAUGAUUUUCGUUGGAGGAUGAAAAAUCUUGGAGAUGAAAUAGCACAAAGUCGACAAAACAUGUCAUGGUUAGAUAAAAUGAAUUAUCAGUACCCUCCAAGGCUUUCAGCAUCUCCUGUUCCUCCUCCAAAUGUGAGCUGUCGCUUGAGAGAAGGCAACUUUGUGCUUGUAACAAGAUUUGAGAAUACAGAGACAUCUUUUACUUUCAAUAUUCCAUACACUAUGACUCCGCACAAGUUGCUGGUGACUGUUCUGAACAAGAAAGCCAUCACACUCAAUUCACGAGGUGAACACCCAUCGGACUUUGUGCUCAAAGUUUGUGGACAGGAGGAGUAUUUGGUGGGUGAUUAUCCAAUCAUUCAGUUCCUGUAUGUUCAAGAGGCAUUAGCCGCAGAUCUUACACCAACACUUGUUGUGGUUUCAGUCAACAGCGUUCCAGUUGAUAUUGACAAUGUGUAUGAGGAUGCUGAAGAUGUAGAAAGGAAACCAAGGUCAUCGUCGUCAACUUUAACUUGGAAAAAGAAGGGGAAGCAUUUGUCAUCGUGGUCCAUAGAUGUGAAAUUUGCAUUCCGCAUAAGUGCCAUAUGCCGCCUGAACUGCGAUGUAACACGAACAGAGGUGGGAGUGCAAGCAGGCCUCUUUCAUGGAGGUAAGUCACUUGCUGAGCCGCAGAAGACAAGUGAGAAGCAAGUGUCGAAGGAUGGGGAGUGUGAGUGGGAGGAGGAUUUGCAGUUUGACAUACAAGUCUGUAACAUCCCACGAAUGGCACGUCUCUGCCUUGUUGUUUAUGAGAUCUCAAAGACUGCCAAAGGUUCCAAAUUUCGCAGACUAAAGGAUUCAAAGCAGGAGAUGUUCAUCAAUCCUUUGGCUUGGGUAAAUACAACUGUAUACGAUUUUAAAAAUCAAUUGAAGAUUGGAGCAAUGACACUGUACAUGUGGACAUAUGCAGAAGACACACAGACUGAUGACAUCCUACAUCCAUUAGGAACAGUUGUAUCAAAUCCUAACGUUGAACAUGCUACUGCCUUAACCAUCACUUUCCAUAGGUAUGAUGCAGAACGAACUGUCAUGUACCCAUCACCUGAAAAAGUAUUGGAGUUUGCUAGUAGCCAGGAGACCCCAAGCGGCACAGAAGGGGAGAACAUGGCUAGUGCCGAAAUACCAGGCAUGCAACCAAUGGUGUUCCUGGAACAACUAAGACAGGCUGCUGAGAGAGAUCCAUUGCAUGAAUUGCAUGAACAGGAGCGCAAAAUAAUUUGGAGUCUUCGAUACGACUGUCUUGCACAUUUUCCACAGCUGCUCCCAAAAUUACUUGACUGCGUCGAAUGGAAUGAUCACAGAGAGGUUUCAGAAGUGACUGCACUUUUGAGAAGGUGGCCGAAACUACCAGUGGAAAAAGCACUUGAGCUGCUUGACUAUGCAUAUGCGGAUCAAGCAGUUCGUAGUUUUGCUGUACAGUGUCUUAAAAGUGUUAGUGAUGAAGACCUCUCAUUGUACCUGCUUCAACUUGUCCAGGCACUGAAACAUGAAGCUUAUUUGUACUGUGAUCUUGUAGAGUUCCUGUUACGCCGUGCUCUGAUGAACCAGAAAAUAGGUCACUAUCUUUUCUGGCAUCUCAGGUCUGAGAUGCAGGUGCCCUCAGUUUCAGUGAGAUUUGGGCUGAUACUGGAAGCAUACUGCCGGGGAAGCAAAGAACACAUGAGGGUCCUGGCACGACAGGUAGAGUUUCUGGAGCGAAUGAGGGAAGUCAGUGAACUUGUGCGACAGCGACGUGACAAAGAUAAGGCACGAGCUUGUCUUCAAGAAAAUUUGGAACAGCCACACAUUGGUGAUGCAGUUUCACGUGUUUUGUCUCCUCUUGACCCAAGUUACCGGUGUAAACAUGUCAAGAUUGAAAAAUGCAGAGUCAUGGAUAGCAAAAUGAGGCCUUUGUGGAUUGUGUUUGAAAACGAUGAUCCAUAUGGUGAUGACAUAUUUAUCAUUUUUAAAAAUGGUGAUGACUUGAGACAAGAUAUGUUAACACUGCAAAUGCUGAGAAUAAUGGACAAAUUGUGGAAAAACGAGGGUCUGGACUUGAGGAUGAAUCCCUAUGGAUGCAUAUCAACUGACAAUCGUGUUGGUCUCAUUGAAGUAGUUUUAAAUGCUGAAACAAUAGCAAAUAUUCAGAAGGAGAAAGGAAUGUUUUCUGCUACAUCAGCAUUUAAGAAGGGUUCACUUUUAGCUUGGCUGAAAGACAACAACCCAACUGAUGUUCAACUAAAUAAAGCAAUAGAGGAAUUCACAUUAUCCUGUGCUGGCUACUGUGUAGCUACCUAUGUGUUGGGUGUCGGAGACAGACACUCUGAUAAUAUUAUGGUGAAGAAAUCAGGACAGCUGUUCCAUAUUGAUUUUGGCCAUAUAUUAGGUCAUUUUAAAGAGAAGUUUGGUUUCCGGCGUGAACGAGUCCCCUUUGUGUUGACACAUGAUUUUGUUCAUGUAAUCAAUAAGGGACAAACAAAAAAAGAAGCGUUGGAGUUUCAGAUUUUUCAGAGGCAUUGUGAACAGGCAUUCCGAAUUUUGAGACGACACGGAAGUCUCAUCCUUUCAUUGUUUGCAAUGAUGAUCUCCACAGGACUACCUGAGCUUAGCUCAGAAAAGGAUCUCAAUUACCUAAGGGACACUCUUGUAUUAGAGAUGUCCGAGUCUGAUGCUCUCACACACUUCCGUUCCAAGUUUGAUGAGGCACUGUGUAAUUCGUGGAAGACAUCACUGAACUGGGCAACACAUAAUAUGUCAAAAAACAAUACCCAGUGAGCUGCUGAACUGAAAGUUGCUGAGUCUCCAUAAUGUCUCUUCACAGAUGGUUCUUUGUGAUAUUCUUCCAGGGCUCAAGCAGUUAACAGAACUUAAGAAUUUUAUUUCUGCAAUAACUAGAAAAAUGUGUGUGUGUGUGUGUGUGUGUGUGUGUGUGUGUGUGUGAAGGGAUGGAAGGAGACUGGGAAUGGAGACAGAAAUACUCAAUGAUUUUUAGAGGGUUUCAAGUUCACUAUUUAGUCUAAGUGUGGAGUGGCUUCCAGUACACCAAAUAGGAAUCAUCAUGUAUUGUUUGUUUGUUUUUAAAAAUUGCUUGAAAUAUGUGUGUCAUCUGUUAUCAGUGCACAGACCCAGACUAGUGUUUUCAGUAUGCUUCUACUCAGUAUUUAUUAAACAGCACUCAUAUCUUGAGCAUGUUAUAUUUUAGUUCUUAAUUAUGCGCUGUGCCUGAUAAUUUUCUAGUUCACCACAUUUUGGUAUUUGUUCUGCAAUACAAAUGUGAGUACAAUGUUGUAAAUAUUUGGAUGUGUAUAUUGAAAGUUGUAUGUAUAUAGAGUACUCAUGAAUGUCUGAGUAGGCUUGUUAAAAGUAAGUUUUAUGUAUGUAUACGAAGCAGAGUAAUAUUUUGUUACACCUGAAACCUAUCUAUUUUAUUAAGUUGUUGAUGUUGCUCCAUAAGUUUUAGUCAGGAAAUUGAAUAGGCCCUUGAACAUUAUGAAAUUAUUUCUUACAUUUUUGCAUUUGUUUUAUUUGCAUCAGGAGAUCAUGCGCCUGAGCUGUUUUCAUCUUGUUCAUUGAUUAUUGAAGAAGUUUGUUGACGAGUGUUUUAAAAGUCACAAACCAUUGUUCACGAAAGUGAGAGUGACAUAAUGCAGUAUGUAUGAAUCAUUAUGAUGAAGCAAAGUCCUACGCAAUGAACUACAUUCUGUUACUUUUCCCUUAUUCAAAAGAAGUGAUAAAAAAAGAGACCUGACACAGUUCUCGUGCUAAAGAACUCAGUACCAAGAAAAAUGGUUUAUGGUCUGUAACUACCACCACCACCACCACCACCAUCACUACUACUCCUACUCCUACUCCUACUCCUACUCCUACUUCUUCUUCUUCUUCUUCUUUAUGUUUCAUAUUCUGUAUUUAUUUGUUUUCAUUAAUUUGUUUUGGUUGAUUUGUUGUUUCGUUAAAACUUUUUACAUCCUGUGAAACAUGAAAAGACAUAGCAAUGCCUCUUACAUAUGUUGCGAAAAAGAUGUAGGGCAUUAUUUGUGAUAUCUUUGUAGCCUGUCACAUUGGUGUUGCUCAAUAAUUCCCAUAAAGAAACAAUUAAUUCCUGUUUUAUCUAACAAACAAUGUAAAAUCUAGAAUGGAAUGUAACAAUAUUAUGGAAAGGAAAGUUGUUACGCACCAUAUAGUGGCGAUGCUGAGUCGCAGGUAGGCACAACAAGAAGACUGUCACAAUAUAAGCUUUCUGCCAACAAGGCCUUUGUCGAAAAUAGAUGACACAAACACACAAACAAUGUGUGUGUGUGUGUGUGUGUGUGUGUGUGUGUGUUUGUGUGUGUGUAGUCUAUUUUCGACAAAGGUCUUGUUGGCCGAAAGCUUAUAUUGUGACAGAGUUUUUGUUGUGCCUUUUUGCGACUCAGCAUCUAUGCUAUAUGGUGAGUAGCAGCUUUCUUUUCCAUAAUACUGUUUUUAUCUAUUCUAUUUAAGGGUUAUGUAACUUAUGCAGCAUCACAGAAAAAAAAAAAACAGUUUCUUCAUUGAUAGCAAGUAUUGUGUAAUUGGGUUGCAAGUGGACAGAUGACUUUUAUGCCAGCACACAGUGUUGCUAACAGGCGCUGCAAGUUGAUUCUACUAACUAUCCUGAUGUACUUAUCUUACUGUGCCCUGAACUGCAAUUGCGUGCUGUAUCCAUCUAUAUUAACUCUAAUUCAUGUUACCCUGCGAGCAUUGGAUUUAAUAAUGCCGUCAGUUGCCUGGAAAUCAUAUCUAUUUUUUUCCCUUUCAUGUUAUAAUAGUUGUUAUUUAAAGAUACAUAACUUUUUCAAAAAUGUCACUGCAGUGGUCAUUAUGAUGAAGCAUUGUUUAAUGUGGGUAUAGCAGUGUACCUUAUUAAUCAAUGCCAAUUUAUGUAAUUAAAAAAAUAAUUCUGCUGUUUAUCCCAUGCAUGUAAGUUGAUUAUUUAUGAAGUAAAUCACUGAAUGAUGUUCAUCUGAACACACAUUUCAUUCAGAAUAUAUUCCACAGAAGAGGAAAAGGAUUCUUUUAGGAUUCUUUUCUUGACUGCAGAUGAGCUAAUCUCAAAACACCUUGCACCCUGUGUUACAACAGUUAUUAAAUGUACCUGUCUUUACACUUUGUCAUAAUAAUACCUAGUGAACUUGUUCAGAAUUAGAAAAUAAGCCAUAAAAUGCAUGUCAAUGCAUAAUUGAAGCAUGACAACUGUGUAAACAAAUCAGUUUUAAACUGUUAAGCAGUGUUUGCCAGUUUUUGUCUUUAAAAAUUUUAAUUUAAGAAGCUAAAUCUGAAAGUAGCUUCUUUUUUUAUUUAUGUUUUUUGUAGAACUGUGAUAUAUCAUUGAUUAUCUUGUUUUAUGUGUGUUUUUCAUAGCUCAUCAUUCAAAAAUUUUAUAUAUUACUAAAAUUUUUAUUUUGUGUUUAAGGGUUUUACCAUCUCAUUUACAUGUGGCAAAAUUUAUAAAUCAUAUCUGUGAUUUUGAGUUCUGUUUCAUAGUUUUAUAAUUAUUACUGCCAUUAAAAAAUAUGUAAGGAAAGGUAUAUUCAUAAGAAGAAGAUCAGAUUUUGGCUAUUUCAUAAUUUGCCAGGAAAUGAUUUCUUUUAAAGAUAGAGACUUUUCCUUAGUGCACAAAAGUGAAAUACGCAGUAUGGUUCUGAAAUAGAGUUCUGAUGGAAGAGUUUUUUUUUUUUUUUAAGUCAUGUUUACUAGUUUAUAGUUGGACAGGAGGACAUUUGUAGAAAGUUUGUGCUCACUUUUGCUCCCUUGACACUUAAUUACCUUUUUUUAAAGUAUGGAGGUGGAAAUGUCUUAUUGUACAAAGAGAGAGAGAGAGAGAGAGAGAG
Schistocerca cancellata (South American locust) is the source of this 6436-nucleotide messenger RNA. It is a transcript of the gene Pi3K92E, whose product is annotated as phosphatidylinositol 4,5-bisphosphate 3-kinase catalytic subunit delta isoform. Gene Ontology annotation, molecular function: 1-phosphatidylinositol-4-phosphate 3-kinase activity; 1-phosphatidylinositol-3-kinase activity. The transcript has 18 exons. Gene Ontology annotation, cellular component: plasma membrane; phosphatidylinositol 3-kinase complex; cytoplasm. Gene Ontology annotation, biological process: phosphatidylinositol-mediated signaling; phosphatidylinositol 3-kinase/protein kinase B signal transduction; cell migration. The record is from RefSeq and is a predicted model, not a curated record. Lineage: Eukaryota; Metazoa; Arthropoda; Insecta; Orthoptera; Acrididae. Bases 156 to 3362 code for a protein of 1068 amino acids.